GACCAGACUCAGACAGGCUACCUCCUUGCCAUGGCGAGUGCCAGCGCGUUCAGUGGCCCAGAGGGAGUUGGCUUGCAGGAUACGGUGGACCCCCUGAUCGUCGAUGACCUUCCCGACGUCGGCGACGCCCUGAUUGCCGACGUGAAGCCACGCGGGGACACGUUCUCGCGCCUCGGUUCGUUCAGGCAGCAGCAGCAGAUCGACAACAACGGUGGUGGCAACAACGACGACAUCGGAGGCGUCGUUCCUAAGGCUGAGGGAGACGCGGGCGUCCAGGCUGAGGGCAAUGUCGGCGGCAACGCCGCCGCCGAGCCGAUGGGGCCUAGCGAGGAGGCGCCGACCGCCUCGGAUAUCGACCAGGCCAAGGCUUCGUUCCUCGCGAUGGGCUCCGUGUUGGCCGAGGUGAUGGCGUACACCUCGGUGGAACCACCGAGCCUGCCUACGCCCGACAUGGCUAUGCCAGUGGAUGCGCCUGUCGCGAACGAGAGUGACAACAGGGUCGGCGAUCUGUCCCUGGAAGCCCCGCUGUCCGCGGGCACGGCGUACGCCAACUUUAACAGGAUCAGAACGACGAUCAACAACUACGCGAGCAAGAUGGAGUCCCCCACUUGGUAUAAUGACAUCAUCCUCGGUACCGUCCACGCCCUCGCCAGGAGGUUGGAGAACCGCGGCGAGGCGGACAUCGUGAACAAGGCAUCUUACGACGUCCAGGCGGCAUACAAGCAGCUGCUGACGCGCGUUAAGGCUAUGAUCGAUCUGCUCAAGGGGCUCAAGCAAUGGAGCGAGGCGCAGGGUGACGAGAUGCUCGUCGGCUUGCUGCAGCCGUUCUCCACGUUGUUGGGCUACCGCAUCGUGGUCGGUGGUAAAAUGAACGAGGAGCUGGCGAUCAUCAUCAACUAUUCUGUGUUCAAGAAUCUCAUCGUGAGCCAGGAGUCGGUCUCGAAGGCGAUGGUCGUCUACCAGGCAUUUGCGCUCCGCCACAUGGUGGACAUGAGGGACAACAUCGUCGCGGCUGCGGUCAACCAGUCAGCGAACGUGGUGAAGACUGAGGGCGGCGUCGGCGGCAGCCUCGAGACCGCCGACGCCCCGCCGAAGGCUAAGAAGGCGCGCAAGGCUCGACCCAUGAGCGAGUUGGCCUCGAAGGUGGUCGCUGGCCAGACGCCUCUCUACUACUUGGCUGCGAUGGUCUCGAGCGGUGUCCGAGAUUGGCUGGGUAGCCUCACCAUGGCCUCCAUGCGCGACGACUCCUCCUACGCCACUGCCGCCAUCAACGAGUUCGGCGCGAUCCUCAAUGGGUGGCAGCAGAAGGAGAAGCUGAUCGAGACCGUCGUGGAGGACGACGCAUUCAACGAGGUGCUGAAGAGCGCCGUCGUAAUCGCCAAGUGCAUGUGCCCGAUGGAGAAGCUCAGGCCAGCCGCGACGUCCGUGCGGAAAGCCGGGCGGACCAUCGCCGAGCAGGUCAAGCAGCCCAGCAGCCCAGCGGCGGAGCUUGCGAGAACGAUGUGCGCCUACCCAGUGCCGAAGCUUAUGAUGGAAGCGAGUUUGGUUCACGUGAAUCAAAGCAUCGAGGACGAGACGGCGACGACGGCGUUCCAGGCCGCGUCGGAGUCAUUCGAGUCGCAGUUCGACCAGCUCUUCGAGUGCGCGCGUGGUUGGAUUGCAGCACAGCUGAAGGACAUCAGCAUCCGUGAAGAUGGCGGGUUCAAACGGCCCCAGUAUGCCUUCUCAGGCGUGGGCGUAUUCUUCUCUGGCGCCCAUGCGGCGCUCUCGAAGUGGACAACGGCAUGUGCGCAUGAUAACAUCAAGUUCUUCGCGGACAACAUGGCGAACAGCCGCGCGGUCCUGGAGGUCGGGAAGUGCAUGAUUGUGGAGGUCUACUGGGCCAUCGCAGGUUCGACCUCCUCGCAGACGGGGAACUUGAUUCUCCAGUUGAUAUUUCCUGAGAAGGCGGCAGGUGCCGACUCCGAAGGCCAAGGCCUGGACGCGGAGGGGCAAAAGGCGCUGAAUGAGACCAUAAUUGCUGACUUAGACGCGCGUAGGAAGGAGCUCGGGAAGAUCUUGGAUACUUUGCCCAUGUACUUCCAGUGCCUAGGCGACUAUUACGCUAGGUUCUUGAGGGUCAGGAACUUGGCCAUCCAGCGCAUGGGCGACGCCUUCAUUGACGAACUCGGCGACGCCCACAAGUCGAUGAACCCAGUCACUUACGACGGCGAGCUUCAUUCCAUUCAGGGUUCCAUCACCGACAUGACGAACUACAUGGCGCGCUGCAUCGACUUGGCGAAGAUGCGCGAUCAGGCCACGGACGCCAAUCAGCAGGACACAUACACGAAGCUAAUCAUCAAGUUCGCUGGCCUGCAGCGCGCCUUCGACGGCGAUCUCGUGGGGGGCCUCAGCGAGACAGCCGUCGAGUCCUGCGCGACCGACAUGGAGACCGUGGAGCUGGUAACGUCCAACUUCAACAACUUCAAAACCGUGGUAGGUUCGCAGCUCUACAUCACAUGCACCGACGCAUUCGUGCAACGGCGUCUGGAAGAUGUCGCUCCGACCCUAGCCUUCACCCUCGGGAACGUCAGCGAGCAGGCGAUCGCGGAAGGCCAGGAUGACGCCGCGUUCGGGAGGUUGGUCGUAGGGGUCACUUCAUUGGAGAGCCUGCUCCCAAGCGGGGUUGACUUCAAGGACGGCGGUGCCAUCGACGAGGCGGCUUUGCAGUCCUCAGUGCGCUACAAGGCUUUGUCGGACCUGGUCGAGUUCCUUGACGCGAGUGGCAUCGCGUCCUUCAGCCUUCCAGGCGUGAGUGCAAACGGGGGCCCACGACUGGCCACAGUCCCAGCCCUCGCGUACCUCAAGAUGUCGACUUACAUCAAGGACGUCGCCUCCAUCGCGGCGGUGACGCACACCAACAUGCUCGUCAAGCCGAGCAUCGAGAAGGCGACCGAUGCUACUCAGCUCUUCUUUACCAAUGUGCACGCCCAGAGCUUGUUGGCGCAGGCGCUGAUAAGGCUGGACACAGUGCUCAGUUCGAGGGGGACCCACGACCUCGAGGUGUUGGAUUGGGCCGGCCCGCUCUCGGUUCAAAGCGCGCGGCAGUGGGCGAAGUCCAUGGCUGUGGUGUCAGGGUUCUACCAGACGAAGCUGUUGAAGCUGAUGGCUGCGUGCGUCAUGGACGGCGCGGCCGAGUGCAACAAGAUAUUGCCCGACUGGAACGCCGUCAUGGACCAGACCACGGGCGCGCUCAACGAGAAGCUGGCGGCCACGCAGUUCAACAACUUGGAGAAGACCGUGGGGUCCUACAACCGCGUGCACAAGGACCUGAGCUGGCUUGCGAGGGCGGGCACGCUGUUCGACAUCUCGCCGACCGUCCAGCUGCAUGACCUCACGACGGAGAGCGUCGACGUUGCCAUGGCAACGAUGGCCGAGGGCUUUCAACGGGGGAAGGCGAGGCAGGUGAUCACCAUGACCAAAGGGAUCCAGAUGCUCGCCACCGUUCGCCAGGAGCCUGGCGGGCCCAAGCGGGCCCAGGAGUUCUUGAACCAGUACAAGACGGAGAAAAACAAGGACCUCCCGCAGGGGUUUUUGGCCGAGCUGGAGUCAGUCGCGGCCGAGGUCUCCAGCGCCGCGGAGGCGAAGUCCGUGGAGAAGAGCGGGUCCGCCGCGCCCUUGGGCGGCGGGGCCGUCCAGACUCCGCAGCCCAAGAAAGCCAAGGGCGACUCUGCGUCGACGAAGACCUCGGCGACCAAGGUCAAGCAGGAGGCCGCGGAGGGUGGCGGCACCGCGGCCGCGUCGACGUCGGCAGCUGACCCCGCCCCAGCUGCUGCUGAGCAGCAGCCCGCCCCCGUCGCCAUGCCCAAGCGCGGCGGUGGGCUGAAGCGCACCAAGCGCGAGCAGUAG
Molecule: messenger RNA, 3888 nt
Organism: Prorocentrum cordatum
Lineage: Eukaryota; Dinophyceae; Prorocentrales; Prorocentraceae
Source: the annotation of a GenBank genome assembly